AUGGAGUCAGAAAGUGCAAAUGAUACACUCUGUCCAGGUGAUACAGUUGCUCGAUCGAAGCAAGAAACAGACAUCGAGCAGCAUGUACUCGGGACCAAGGUUAAGCUGUCCGAUGGGACGGAUGCGCUCGUGUUUAGUCGCACGUCUCGCAACAAUGAUCUGCUGUUCAGAUACAGCUGCCACAUCUGCGGUGUGGUUUGCCUGUACGGUGAGCGGAUGCUGCAGAUACAUAUCGCUGGCCGCAAGCAUCAGGCCAGGCUGAACGUGAAUGUGUUCGAUGCGGAACAGUAUCGUGCAUCGCUUGUGAACAAAACGAAGCCGAGUCCUACAUCAACCGAUAACAACACGUCGUCUGCAGCUCCAGCGAGCGUACAGGACAAUGAAUCUUCAUCCUCCUCGGCACCUUUGGCCAGAUUGCAGAACGUGCUGGACGGUUACCGCGAUGGUCCGUUGGUCGGGUUGGAGUACAUCAUCGAGCUAACGGAUCCGGUAACCGGAAGUGAUCCCAUGUACAGUUGCAUUCUGUGCAAUGUGAACGACAGCAACGAAAGUGGCAUUACCACGCACAUGAUCAGUUUGGGCCAUCGGUUCAAAUUUCUCGAAAAGCACUAUCCCACCGUACGGAAAAUAUUGGCACCGUACCGGAACGCCAGCCAGGAAAAUGGUGGCCAAGUGUUUUUCCGUGUCGUUCAAACGGUUUGUGAAGCGAUCGAAGAUCAUCACGGUCGCCUAACGCCGCACGUGUACGAAGCGUCCGAUUUUACUCGUAACCGUGUCAAAUACAGUCAACAGAUUUCGUUCGGUAGCCAUUUUGAUGAGGGAACUGGGCCAAAGUUUGUCGAAGUGAUCGACGCCAAGGUGUUGCAGGAUUUGGCGAAAGCGGACGGUAACGGUGGUGGACAGACACAGGGAGGAGCAUCGAAACGGUACCGUAAACGGGAUGAACGCGAUAGUUUAGAUUCGAUUUCGAGUCUUAGCAGCAAUAACUCGAUGCUAACGAUUUCGUCUAGUGGCGAUAAUGACGAUCGUGGCCGACAACGUCAACGAAGUCCACUGAAUGGUGGCGGUCAGCGACAGCGUGCAGCACCACCACCACAUCAACGUGCUGCUAAUUCAGUUCCACCGGAACGGCAGAUGUUACCGACACCGAGGGAACUGUCCCAGCAGUCGGCAACGAUCGCACACGAACGCUACAAAUGGGAAAAGUAUCGCUGUACGGUGGAUAUAGCGGUGGCUCAGCUAACCAAGCAACUGAAGGAAUACGAAAAGAAUCCGGAAAAGCAUCCACUGUACUCGGAAGAGUGGAAAAAGUUCUGGAACCGACGUUACAAAGAGCUUCAGGCGGAAAAGAAGGAUCCACAAAAGCACAACUUCAAACCGGAGUGGAUCGAAUUUUGGACGAAGCGUAUGAAGGAUCUGCACGACGAGGAUGUGGCCCGCAAGAAGGAUGAGAUACGUACGAAAAUGAACUUGCCGGUCGAGGGUGAAGAACGAACUGAUGAGCUGCGGGAACAGUACGCACUGCGUAUCCCGCCGGCAAAUAAGCGUGCACGAGUCAGCGAUCCUAAGUCAGGUACCGUUGAUGCACCGAUCCUGAUCGACGUGAAUUCUGACGAAGAGGAAGACGAUUACAAAGGUGGUCAACCGUUGAAAAAGGGCAACCGUUCGCCGCGAUCGUCCGGGCGGCGACCGGAUUAUCCCGAGUCAAGAAACCGAUCCACUUCGCGUUCACACCGAUCGCGCAGUCCGAUUAGUGAAGAUGAGUAUGAUGCGUACGUUAGGGGCCGUUCGCACCGUGGUCCACCGAUGGAUUAUCGAGGCGAAUGGUCGGGUGAUUCUAGCAAGCAUCGUGGACCACCACCCGAGCGGAUCGAUUAUGACAAAUGGGCCAAAAAAUAUUACGGCCCCAAUAAGAAUGUGUUCGUGCGGACGGAGUACGAGCCGGAUAAUACACCGCUCAACUUUAUCGCUGUUUGUCGAUUGCUGACCGCGUUCGAGGAGUAUCUGGGAAGUCUUGGACCGAAAGUGAUCGAUCUGAUGGCGAAAGCGCUUGCGCUGGAGAAGGUGAAGGCAAAUUCUGCCGACGAUCUGCUGCUGAACGAGGAUAACUGUGUGUUUUUGGAGACGGUAAAGGAAAAGCUGAAGGGACACAUGAUGGCCGAAACGAUCGACCCACCGAAGAUGGUACCGAUCAAGAAAGCCGUACGGAACAUUGCCCGCUUGCUGCACGAAGCUUCGAAGCGUGAACAGCCGCCAAAACCGGCGGAAGAGGAACUUUCGCGUGAUUCGUUGCCGGUUAGCGAGGUGACGACACCGACGGCAACCGGUGCAUCUGCGGCUAGUGGUACAAUCAACCUUGACAAGGUUGCAGUUGCUGAGCAGCUGGCAAAAAUGCUCGUUGCUCAGGGCAAGUCCGAUUUUACUACGGACGAGCUGGAAGAGUUAAUUAACGUGUACGUUGCGAUGGCUCAAAUGUCCCGAGAGCGAAACACAAUCAUUAAUGCAAAAACGUAUAUGGCAACGCUUCCAACGCCUGUGGCUGACGUUCCAAUAGCGCCAGCGACGAAAGAAAUAACUCCGGCGGCGGUUAUUCCUGUUCUUGGAACAGCAAAGAAAGCACCGGAACGAGUACGUCCGGAAGUUACAAUGGGAUCUAGUGGGGCUGGUGGUGGUGGAGCUGGUGCACGGUGGAAUGAUAAGAAGAAUGAUGUUCCCGCUCGUACCGAUAAGCUUUCUUCAAGCAUGGCGGAAAUGGAAGAUGAAAAUUCUUCCUCAGGAAGUUUGGAAAAUUUAACCGAUUCCGAUCUGCAAACGUUGCUGCAAAGCUUCAAGGACCUUUCUAACGAUGAACAGAUGCAUCUGAUAUCGUAUCUUCGGAAGCUGGAACGUACAGAACCAGAUCGUGUCGAGCGAUUGCGUCGUUAUGUGAAUUUUGACGCAUGGAACGAACCGCCGAUUGGAGAUGGUGGUGGACGAAGUAGUGGAGGUGAUAAUGGAGGUAGACGAGAUGUCCAUAGUCGUCUGUCGGAUAUGGAUGAGCAUAGCUACACUGGACAUGAUGAUGACACCAAAUUCGAUAUGUUCCAAUCGGCUGGGCCUAAGACAGGAGGAGCAGGAAGUAGAAAACCUUCGGGACAGAUGUCACUAUCCAACAGUAAUAAUGGUGGACAACAAAGACCCGUUCAACAUCCUCAACAACAAUUACAGCAACAACUUCUUCGGACGAACGCACAACAGACCCAAAAAAUUCCAGCACAGCAGAAAGGUAGCCACAAUAUGUUCGUAGAUUCGGAAGACGAGGACGAUUACACGUACGACGAUAUUUUGCGGGCAGCGUCCAAGAAUGUAACCAUCCCGCCGCAGCAACAGCACGGCUCAAAAACCCCAGCCGAUGCGUAUGACACCAGCUCGAAUCAUUCUCAUCGUACAAACAAUGAAACGACGACAGGAAGCAGCGGUGGAACAGCUGUUGGUUCGGCCGCCAUUUCCCUGUCCGACACACAGAAUUUGAUUGCCAAUUUGAUGGAAUCGCUGCAAAAAUCCGUGUCCGACUCAAACAGCCAUAAAGCAUCGCCGGCAAGUGCGGGUGCGAACAGUAGCAGCAGCAACUACACCAACCCGAUCACGACGAUCGGAACACUGGGCGGUGACGUUGCCUCCUCCUCCCUACCCGGUAAUGUAACAAAUCCUGCAUCGACCGCUUCCUCGAUGUAUCCGUCCUUUGCUCAGCAACAACAACAGCUGCAAGCAGGACCACGGCCGGGCAUGCCUAUGCAUUUCGUCGGUGGCCAACAGGGACAACCGCCCAUGGGAGGUCAAAUGGGAGGACCGGCGGGACCGAUGCCACCACAAUUUGGCGGUGGCCAGUACAUGUAUCCGGGGCAGAUGUUUGGUGCGAAUGCACCUGGCCAGCAACAAAUGCAACAGUACGGUGGCUAUGGUAAUUAUGGUUACUAUUAA
Anopheles maculipalpis is the source of this 3960-nucleotide messenger RNA. RefSeq lists its product as uncharacterized. Lineage: Eukaryota; Metazoa; Arthropoda; Insecta; Diptera; Culicidae. The coding region runs from base 1 to 3960 and encodes 1319 amino acids. The transcript is spliced from 3 exons. The record is from RefSeq and is a predicted model, not a curated record.